Messenger RNA from Cuscuta campestris, 2907 nucleotides. Lineage: Eukaryota; Viridiplantae; Streptophyta; Magnoliopsida; Solanales; Convolvulaceae. The record is from the annotation of a GenBank genome assembly.
AGCUAGAGAUUCCAGUCAGGUGGAUCAACGGUACUCUAGUUUAUCUUGUUUCCCCAUUUCCCGCUAAUCUCUGUCUUCGAACCCUUCUUCUCUCUCUGUGCGCUAAAAUGGCCAAAAAGACCCGUUCUUGAAUUCUGAUUGACCCAAAAAAAUCCAUUCUUGAAUUCUGAUUGACGAAGAAAAACCAAUUCUUGAAUCUCAGAGUUUAGAGAAGAAGUUCGGGCAACAAUGGAGAAUUCCCGUCGUCCGAAUUACCUGGUGAACUGGGGUUCAAGAAUUGUCUACAAGUUCAUGUCCGACGACCCAAUCGGCAGAGACUCCGACGGCUCUCCGGUGUACAGAGUCGCCUACUCCGUCGUCCACGAGACUUCCGGCGAAAGGAUCUUCGUCACCCAUGAAUUCCUCGCCAUGAAGGCCGUCAAUUCCGGUUCCCCUGUACCCGAAACCCUUUCAAGAAACCUGAACCUGCCCGGAGACCACAAGAAUCUGACCCGAAUUGAGGCCCUCUUCGUCGACGGCGCCACCGGCGACCUCUGCAUCGUCAUUCCGUUCUUCGAGCCCGGCUCUCUCCGAUCAGCCAUGGCCGCCAAAUUCCCCCACGGGCUACCGGAGGACUGCAUUUCCGUUUCCCUGAGAUGCGCUCUGAAGGCCGUCAGAUUUCUCCACCACGCCGGGAACCUCCACAGAGACAUAAACGCCGGGCACAUCUACCUGAAGAGUGGCCCGCAAAUCAAGCUGGGCUUCGGGGCCACCCUCUACGAGCACGGGGCUUCCGCUUCCCGGGCAGAGUGUUCGUCUUCUUCUUCCCUGCCCGCCACCGGGAUUUCGACCUGGGCAGCUGCCCCAGAGGCAUACAACGGCCACCGCUACUCCGAGAAAUCGGACAUUUGGCUCGUUGGAAUCACAGCUCUGGAACUGGCCUACGGAAGGGUCACAGUCCCCAACCGCGAAGCCCUGGAAAUGACAAUCAGGACAAUAACCGGGACGAAAAGGCUUCCGAAGAAGCUCGGACCGGAGGGGCAGCAUCGGGCAGUAGCAGCGGGCAGGGAAGACAUCAAGGGAAAGGCAAAGAUGGAGAGGACAGAUUUCGAAGAAGAAGAAGAAGAAGAAGAAGGGUCUUCGUUUUCCAGGGAGUUUGGGGACUUUGUGGCACAAUGCCUGGCAUGGAACCCGGAAUCAAGGCCUUCCGUUGAUGCCCUUCUGAACCAUGGUUUCUUAUGCAAAAAAGGGCUGAAGAGGUGGGAGUUGAAGUCACACUUCCAAGACGUUCUGAUUCUAAAGAUGAAAAAGUUCAAAGCAUUAGAGCCUACUAACUGGACGGACCAAAAAUCUCACAUUUCCAUCCCGGGCUCCACUGAACCAGAAUCACCUGUUCCCAUAAGUGUUUACAAGCCACCUGAUUCGAAUCUCGGUUCCCUCAGACCCCGACUCGACGUACCCGAAAGCCCUUCUCCAGCUUCUGCUGUUCCAUUCAAGCUCCGCUUCAAGGGACCCAAGAGAAAGUUGUCGUACGAGGAAGACGAAGAAGGCAAGCCAGAUGAAGAAAGAAGACCCAGAAAGCUUCAAGGCACGACAGACGAAAGAGCGGUGGUGGAAAUACCAGUCCAAGCCCAAGAGAAGAGUGCCUCCUUCAGCUCGUGGUUGAAUGGAGAUAACUUAGCCCAAGGCGAUCAAGCUGAGGUUUCAAGCUCCUUUUCAUUCCAAUUAUCAGCUCAUCAUCCACAGGCAGAGUUCCUGGAGGACCCCGGGACCCACGACGUGUACCGGAUCACUGACCGGAUCGGAGUUUCGCUGCCCGAUAACUUCCCCGUGUUCCGGGCAGCCUACUUGGAGCCCGUGCUCAAAGACGACAACCCGCACGCCAGAUCGUUUGUCCACAGCAAAUUCGUCUCCAUCAAGAUUGUGAAUUCCCUCCGGGAGAGAGCGGGUUACUGGAAGCUGAAGCACGUGGAUGUGCAGCGAAGCGACGACCUGCUCUACAAGCACAGCAGCUUCGUGAACGUGGAUGCCGAUUUCCUGGACAUGGGUUCCUGGGAUUACUGUGUUGUGAUGGGAUUUGCAGAGUAUGGCUCCCUGAGGACGAUCAUGGCAGAGCAGUUCCCGGGCGGGCUGCCCGAGGCGUGCAUAUUGUUGGUGCUGAGAAGGGUUCUGGAAGGGGUCAGUUUCCUCCACAGUGGCUGUGACGUCCACGGGGAGAUCAAUGCGGGCCACGUUUACGUGUUCGAGGGGCCGGGGAUCAGGCUGGGGUACGCGGCCACGGCGUACGAGCACGGGUGCCCGGGCUCCGGGGCGCUGCCCGAGGUCGGGAUCUCGGACUGGGCAGCUGCCCCGGAGGUUCGCAACGGGGAGGAAGACUACUGCGUGACGCAGAAGGGGGACGUGUGGCUGGUCGGGAUACUCGCGUUAGAGCUGGCUUACGGCAGGCUCCCGAGCGGGGAAGCGCUCCGGGGGAUGAUCGGAUGGAUUAGCGUGAUGAGGAGGCUUCCCGGGAGGAUCCCGGCAGCGGAGGAAGGUGGAGGAGGGGAGGAGGAGGAGGAGGGGCGGCGGUUCAGCCCGGAGUUUGAGGAAUUCGUGGCGGCUUGUCUGGUUUGGGACGCGGCGGAGAGGCCGACGGCGUCUGUUCUUUUGACUCAUGAGUUCUUCACGGAGUGUGGGAUGGAGAAUGGUGAGUUGGAGGCUCUGUUUGAUCGAGUUGUGAUUGACAGAUUUAGAAAGUGAUUAACCCAACCCCCUCCCCCUAAUCAUACCCUUCCAAAAAAAAUUGUCAAGCUCGUAGCUUAUUAUGGAGUGAUAUAAAGAUUGUUGUAAAUAUGAGACUUAAAUGCAUUUCAUUUGCAUCUACUACACGUUUAUAUUCAUGGAAUGCCAUGAAUUAUAGAGUACACCAAUUAAAAUGUCAUCAUUGGU